Molecule: messenger RNA, 2995 nt
Organism: Trichosurus vulpecula (common brushtail)
Lineage: Eukaryota; Metazoa; Chordata; Mammalia; Diprotodontia; Phalangeridae
Product: zinc finger protein 420-like
Exons: 9
Coding region: 120-2474 (784 amino acids)
Biological process (GO): negative regulation of transcription by RNA polymerase II
Molecular function (GO): DNA-binding transcription repressor activity, RNA polymerase II-specific
Source: RefSeq, a predicted model, not a curated record
GGCACGGGUCUGCCUGGAAAGAAUUCGACCACUCAAGCCUUCCAGUCGAAGUAGCAGAGAGUUGUCUGCAAAGACUUCAGGACUCUGGCCAAGAAGUGACAUUCAAGGUGGAGGUAAGAAUGACUUCUGGGAUCCUCACAUCUGGGUUCCAGAAAUCACUGACAUUCCAAGAUGUGGCUGUGGACUUCACCUGGGAGGAAUGGGGGCUGUUGGAGCCAGCUCAGAAGGAUCUGUUCAGGGACGUGAUGCUGGAGAACUAUGAGAACUUUGUGUCCCUGGGGCUUACUGAAUCCAAAGCAGCUGUGAUUUCCCAGUUGGAGAGAAGAGAAUCACUGGAGUUGCCAGAUGGAAGAGUCCCAGGAAGCAUUUUCGUAGAUUUUCUUCAUGAAUGUAAUAUACUUGGAAGACUUCAUCCUGGAGAGAAACCAUUUGAAUGUAAUCAGUGUGGAAAAACUUAUUGCAGCAAGCAGUAUUUAACUGAACAUCAAAGAAUUCAUACUGGCGAGAAACCUUAUAAAUGUAAAGAAUGUGGGACAGCCUUUAGUCAGAAGAGACACCUUAAAAUACAUACUAUAACUCAUACUGGAAAGAAACCUUUUGAAUGUAAUCAAUGUGGGAAAGCUUAUUGCAGCAAACAAUACUUAACUGAACAUCAAAGAAUUCAUACUGGAGAGAAACCCUAUAAAUGUACUAAAUGUGGGGACACCUUCAAUCGUAAACACUCCCUAGGCCAACAUGAAAAAAUUCAUACUGGAGAAAAACCCUACAAAUGUAAUGAAUGUGGGAAAGCCUUUGGUCAGACAAGACACCUUAAAAUGCAUAAGAUAACUCAUACUGGAAAGAAUCCCUUUGAAUGUAAUGAAUGUGGGAGAGCUUAUUGCAGUAAACAAUAUCUAACUGAACAUCAAAGAAUUCAUACUGGAGAGAAACCCUAUAAAUGUAAUGAAUGUGGGAAAGCCUUCAACCGGAAACAUUCUCUAGGCCAACAUGAAAAAAUGCAUACUGGAGAGAAACCCUACAAAUGUAAUGAAUGUGGGAAAGCCUACAGUCAAAAGAGACACCUUAAAAUACACAAGAUAAUUCAUACUGGGAAAAAGCCCUUUAAAUGUAAUGAAUGUGGGAAAGCUUACUGCAGGAAACAAUAUCUAAUAGAACAUCAAAGAAUUCAUACGGGAGAGAAACCUUAUAACUGUCAUGAAUGUGGGAAAGCCUUCAGCUCUAAGGCAAAUUUUUAUGUACAUAAGCGAAUCCACAGUGGAGAGAAACCCUACAUAUGUAAUGAAUGUGGCAAAGACUUUACACAGCAAGGACAACUUAAAAUGCAUAAGAUAUUUCAUACUGGAAAGAAGCCCUUUGAAUGUAAUGAAUGUGGAAAAGCCUUCUACACCAAUUCUGGCCUUAAAGAACAUAAACUAAUUCAUUCUGGAGAGAAACCUUUUGAGUGUAUUGACUGUGGGAAAGGCUUCAGCAGUAAUCAAAACCUAUCCCGACAUCAAAGAAUUCAUACUGGAGAAAAACCAUUUGAAUGUAGUGAAUGUGGAAAAGCUUUCAGCAGUAACCAAUGUCUAAUUGAACAUCAAACAAUUCAUACUGGAGAGAGACCCUAUAAAUGUAAUGAAUGUGAGAAAGCCUUUAGCUGUAAGGGAAACCUUUAUGUACAUAAGAGAAUUCACAGUGGAGAGAAACCCUACAUGUGUAAUGAGUGUGGGAAAGCUUUCAGCAAUAAACAGUACUUGGGCCAACAUAAAAAAAUUCAUACUGGAGAGACUCCCUAUAAAUGUAAUGAAUGUGGGAAAACCUUCUGCCACAAUUCACACCUUAAUAGACAUAAAAUAAUUCAUACUAGAGAAAAACCAUUUGAAUGUAAUGAAUGUGGGAAAGGCUUCAGGCAGAGCUCAUCCCUAAUGCAGCAUCAAAGAAUUCAUACUGGAGAGAAACCUUACAAAUGUAACGAGUGUGGAAAAACCUUCAGCAGUAAUAAUUAUCUGUUUCAACAUCAAAGAAUCCAUACUGGAGAGAAGCCUUAUAAAUGUAAUGAAUGUGGGAAAGCUUUCUGCACUAAUUCACGACUUAAAGCACAUAAGGUAAUUCAUCCUGGAGAGAGACCCUUUGAAUGUAAUGAAUGUGGGAAAGGCUUCAGGUUCAGCUCAGGUCUUACGCAACAUAAGAGAAGUCAUACUGGAGAGAAACCUUAUAAAUGUAAUGAGUGUGGGAAAGGCUUUAAGCAGAGCUCAUACCUUAUGCAACAUGAGAGAAUUCAUACUGGAGAGAAACCCUAUGAAUGUAAUGAAUGUGGGAAAGCAUUUAGCAGGAAGGGAAAUCUCAAUACACAUAAGAGAAUUCAUACUGGAGUGAAACCGUAUUCAUGUAAUGAAUGUGGGAAAGCCUUCAGGCAUAAGGGAAACCUUAAUAUACAUAAGAAAAUUUAUACUGAAGAGAAAACGUUUGAGUGCAAUGAAGGUAGAAGAAAUUAAUUGUAGGUUAAACUUGCCAACAUAUGAAAAAAUUCAGAGUACAUAGAAAUCCUUUAGAUAUAAGGAAUUUGGGGAAACCAUCUUGUGAAACUCAACUUUUAAGAAACAUGAAAUUCAUACUAGCAGAAUCCCUAUGACUAAUAAAUGUGAGAAAGCCUUCAGCUGGAAAGAAAACCUUAAACCACAUAAGAAAACAUUCUUGAGAGAAAAUUUUUGUUGUAAUGAAUGUGGGAAAGCUUUCAAAUGGUGUGGAACCCUUGGGAAACACAAUAUAAUCCAGUAAAGAAAUACUUUUAAUGUAAGGAAUAUGUAAGAAGCUUCUUGAGAAGGCAGAACUCAUUAUGCAAUAGAGCUUUCAUAAUGAUUAUCGUAAUUUCAUUUUGACAAAUGUGGGACCAUAAAAGACUUUGUAUUGGAGAGAAACCCCUUGAAUAUAAUGAAUAUGGGAAAGUCUUUAGGAUGAGGCAAAUCUUUGCUAACAAUAAAAGUAUCCUCAAAUGUAGAGAAUUAAAAAAAUGUAU